Trichomycterus rosablanca is the source of this 4226-nucleotide messenger RNA. RefSeq names its product solute carrier family 25 member 14 (gene slc25a14). Lineage: Eukaryota; Metazoa; Chordata; Actinopteri; Siluriformes; Trichomycteridae. The record is from RefSeq and is a predicted model, not a curated record. The transcript is spliced from 9 exons. Gene Ontology annotation, biological process: transmembrane transport. Bases 132 to 992 code for a protein of 286 amino acids. Gene Ontology annotation, molecular function: transmembrane transporter activity.
AAGUUUUACUGUGCUAACUAAUGUAGCACUUAUACUUGUUGCAGCUCAAUGGAGUCAGAAAUUAAAUAACGGCAACAUUUCUUCGUUUUGUAUAAGUGGGCCUCCACCAGGCUGAAGGAGCCGCCACGGAAAUGGCCAGCCUGAAUUGGAAGCCGUUCGUGUACGGGGGGAUGGCCUCGAUCGUCGCUGAAUUCGGUACUUUCCCUAUCGAUCUGACCAAAACACGUCUCCAGGUCCAAGGCCAGUCGCAGUGUAUGGAAGUCCGCUACAGGGGCAUGUUCCAUGCUUUGCUCAGGAUCGGCCGAGAAGAGGGUGUCCGAGCCUUGUACUCUGGGAUUUCGCCUGCACUCCUAAGGCAAGCUUCUUAUGGGACGAUUAAGAUUGGCACAUACAAUACACUGAAGAAAUUAUUUGUGAGCAACCCUGAAGAUGAGACCAUGGUCAUCAAUGUAUUCUGUGGUGUUGUGUCUGGAGUUUUGUCCUCAUCUUUAGCAAAUCCCACAGAUGUUCUUAAGAUUCGUAUGCAGGCUCAGGGCAGUCUGCUACAGGGCAGCAUGAUGGCCAACUUCAUCAAUAUCUACCAGACUGAGGGCACCAGAGGACUCUGGAGGGGCGUAAUCCCUACAGCACAGAGAGCCGCUAUCGUGGUGGGUGUCGAGCUUCCAGUGUAUGACAUAACCAAGAAGCACUUGAUUCAUUCUGGGUUGAUGGGAGACACUGUUUUGACGCAUUUCAUUUCCAGUUUUGCUUGUGGUCUGGCUGGGGCGCUUGCCUCUAACCCUGUAGAUGUGGUGAGGACUCGUAUGAUGAAUCAGCGUGUGCUCUCUGGGAACCUCUUGUAUAAAGGCACACUGGAUGGACUCAUGCAGACGUGGAGAAACGAAGGAUUCUUCGCUCUCUAUAAGGGCUUCUGGCCUAACUGGCUGCGUCUAGGGCCCUGGAACAUCAUUUUCUUCAUCACCUAUGAACAGCUGAAGAAGCUUCCAUUAUAGCUGCACCAUUGACACUCCAAAUGCUAAAGAAAGUGUGUAUGUGUGUGUGGGGUGGGAGCAAGAAACACCCCACGCCCUUCCUGCCUUUGUCCUUCCUCAAGCAUUAACAAGCACUCCUUCAUCGCAUUACCUGCACGCUGAUUUAAGUCUGAUAGUUUUUGGUGUUUUUUUUUUUUUGCAUAGUUUUGAAAUUUUAAUUUAUUUUGCAUCCAAAGCCUUUUUUAUUUUAUCCAGGCAGCUACAUUUUCAAACAACUGUUACAGUUUGUAAUGAUGUCAGCAAGUAGCCAUGUAUACAAAUGUUGCGGGGAAAUCAGAAACUGGAAACAUCUUCAAACUGAAGAGUAAUUUUAUAUUAACAAGUGCAUCGAGUCCCUUCAGUUUAGUGAUCGGGGCUUGGUAAUGGUUGUGGCAUGGAUUCAGUCAACGGAACAGAACUGGUUACGCAAUGGAUACAAGAGUAUCGAUACUAAAUAUGUGAAAUGCAUUUAGGGUAAAUGCACUCCGAAUAAAUGCUUUUAAAGAGUAUUCUACUCAGAUUUGCUUUAUGCUUUAGUGCUGCACAAUUAUGUUGCCUGUAAUUGCUUAAAAAGACUAAAGCCAAAUUAUGACCCUGCUCUGAACGUUACUGUAGGCAAGAGGAUGGCUCAAUCUAAAUCUCUGGAUCUCUAAAUCUUUGGAAUAUACAUUCUGCUACAUUCAGUCUUAAGGAUAAGUCAAGUUCUCUUUAAGUCAGGUUCUCUUUAAGGACACUUCAGUUAAGUUUAAUGAAUGUUUCCAUUCUAGUGCAUAUAUUGAGUGUAUUAAGUGUGUAAACGAUUUACUGACUAACUUAUUUAUUAAAACAUAAGGAAACUGUACUGCAGUUAAUCAGUAAUUAUUCUUAAUGCAAAUACCUUUGAAACCAGUUAGUUGACUGUAUUGGCUCAUUUAUAAAUAUCACAUCACUACUGUACAUACUCAUACACUGUGGUGUGCUAAACCCCGAUGCACAUCUUAAGUGCAGAACUUUCUUAUUUGAAUUAAGCCUAGGACUGGCUGGAGAUUUAAAUUGGGCCUGUCUGGAAUCUUUUUUGCUCACAUUGUUUCGUUUUGCUAAACUUUUUGUGCUGUGACGUCUGUAGCAUUUUGUGAUUUACACGUUUUGUGUGUAGCAUUUUCCAGAAUAAUCUUUUGGAUCACGCACAGAACUGAGAGCACUGAACGCAGGGUCUUGGCUGUCUUUAUAUAAAGUGUUUGUAUGUAUGGGCGUUUGUUUAUAGACAAGCAUGUGUGAAAUAUAGAUUAGCUGUGGUAAAUUGUACAGAAUUCUGUUGUACAUUAGAAUGUAUUAGUCUGUUCUUUUAGUCCAUCAGAUGCUAAAUUUGUUGCCAAAGUGUACUGUACUGUAAAGAACUGCACUGGUAUUGUUCAAAACAACACAUCAGUACUGUUACAUACUUUACGUUGGUGAGUCCUAAAGAUUUCAUUACUGAGCUUUUUAUUUUAUCUAUAUCAAUGCUUUUAAUAUGCAUUUGUAUUGUAGUUAUGGGUUUGGGUGCUUGUAUUACUUUUCUUUUACACAAGAUUAAAUCAGUAAUACGGAUUUGCUUCCAGAGUCAUUGUGUACAUACAUUUAAUACAAAAUAAAAAAGUAAAGGCUUAUGAGCAAUUCUAAUAGACAAACAGUGGUGGAAACUAGUGAACACAACACUGAGCCUUUUCAUGUCUGUAAUGGUUACACUGAUUAAUAAUUCACAGUCCAGGUUGAAAUAAAGGGUGUGAACUCUGGUAUUACAUAACUUUUGGAAUCUCUUUCCGGUUAUUGCUAUUCUAACUCACACAGGAAAGAGACUUUUUGUGUUCAAAUCCAGGCUUCUUUAGGCCAUGCCACAUAAUUUUAGUUUCGGGUCAGUACCAUUCCACGAACGUCAUGAACAUUUAACCAUGGUUUUGACUAAGUAUUGUGUUUUGCAUCGUCUUUUUUCAUUAUCCAUCUCUUGUAGGUUUGGGUUGAUGGACAGCGGUAGCUAAACCAAAUUUUGUUCAUAAAGUGUGUGUUGCUCAUAAGUGGGCAUUUGUUGUGUACUGAAAUUGCAUGAGUGCUUUUGAUAUGGACUUUUGAAUGUUGUUUGUUGAGUAGGAACAUAGAGGUAGUUUUAAAUGACUUGAUUAAUUACAAAUUUAAGUAUCUCUUGUAGCUCCUUCAUCUAACACUGUCAGCUGAGAAGAGUUUAGAAAUGGUAUAUGUAACUAACUGUCUUGCCCAAAAUAGUGAUGCAAAAAUGUAGUGGUGUUGCAUUGAUGCUAAAAGGCAACAAUAAUAACAAUAAUAACUAAGCGUACAUUUAUUUUAUAUAAAAUAUGAAUUGACGCUAAAAUUACAGGCAUUACUUGGGCAUUCCAAGUGUACUGAUGAUACGAAGCUGUUUCCAAUUCAGUAUUUUGACAAUGUUAUUUGUAUGAUCUACCCCCCCCCCCCCCCCCAUGUUUUUGUUUGCUAUGCAGAGUUUGAGUUUUGUUUCACACAGUAUUAACAAUGGAAAACUCUUUCAAAUGCAGGAAAAACCAAAAACACACUCGAGCCAAAUCAUUAAAAUUUUAUGCCCUGUCCUCAAUACUUAAAGCCUAGUUUUGUUUAUUUCUUUCACUUUGUUUUGUCUGUUUAGCACGUUGACUGAAUUGUUCAUAUUUUAUAUUAGAUCAUUUUUUAAAUGGAAGCACUUUUCCAAAUUAAUUUCAUGUAUGGAUUAUUUGCAAAAUUUAAAAUUGAUUAUGCAUAGCAAUGUUUAAGCUAUGUUUAAGCAGAUGUUAAACAAAUUAUAUUGUCCUUCUAUCAAGCAUAUGGUUUGUUUCUGUUGUACUUCAGAGAACAAAAUCUGUAAACUUUGUUCAGGCAAGUAGAAUAUGAAAAACUGUAUUGGAUCGAGAAAGGAAGCGCCAUGUAACUGCAUGUAAAUGUAGAUUUGGAUCAAGGAAAACAAUGCUUACACAGAUUGUAUUAACUGAUGUAUGACUUUUACUUUUGCUUUAACUCCAGUCAGAAUUAUUUGUUGGAGUACCGUUCUGAUAACUCGCACUCUUUGACCUGGCAGGAUUGUUUGCAUAUUUUAUUUUAACUUAACAUGUUACAACACAUCCUUGCUGAUAAGUUGCAACAAAUGUAAUGACAGUUGGUUAUAUUAUUAAGCUGGCUUUGUUUUUUUAUUGUAUAAAUGUGCACCUGAUAAUAAAAAAAAAGUUUGGUUGGUCUUCA